This is a messenger RNA of Anopheles coluzzii, 1969 nucleotides long. RefSeq lists its product as uncharacterized. The record is from RefSeq and is a predicted model, not a curated record. NCBI's taxonomy places the organism in Eukaryota, Metazoa, Arthropoda, Insecta, Diptera, Culicidae. The coding region runs from base 163 to 1131 and encodes 322 amino acids. The transcript has 3 exons.
AAUGUGUCUUUUGUAAACAAAGUGUAUACUGUGAUAUUGCUGAUGCAAUCGGAAUUGCAACAUUGUAGCACUUUCAACGCACACGAACGCAAAGUGAUUUACCGGAAACAAAUUUCUCUAUAAGACUUCUAAUAAAGCAUCGUACGAUAAAACGGCAGACCCAUGUCCAAGGCGGACAUAUUGAAGGGCAAAAUGCCCAUUACCAUGUUGCAGGAGAUGUGCUUCAAGGUGAAAAGUACCCUGCCGAUCUAUCAGUUUCUGGGCGAAGAAUGUUCACCCCACAGUGUCAAUGUGAAGCUGUUCACCUACAUGGUGACGGCCCUGGGAAAGCAGGCUACGGGUGUUGGUAGAUCGAAGCAAGAAGCCAAACACGAAUCCGCCUGGCAACUGAUCCGGUUGGCACUGGAGCUACCGGCCGGCGAGGAAGACGAGAUGGUUGCGACCGCCGCCGAGGAGCGUGGAUCGCUGGCGGCCCUAGAGAUUGGCACCGAUCGCGUCAAUCAGGUUCGAGACAUCUGCAUUCAGCGUAAUUUCCCGUUGCCCGAAAUCGUGCAGGUGCGCAGCUACGGCCCGUCUCAUGCGCCGGUAUUCGAGUUCGAGUGCCGCAUCCGGGAGAUUGUACGACGCGGGUCGCACUCCACCAAAAAGGGAGCCAAGCAGAUUGCCUGCCAAGAGAUGAUUAAAACACUGCAAUCGAUGCCGGUUGAGGAGCACAGCAUGCAGGUGCUUUCACUCGAUCAGGCUAUUGAAGAAGCGGAGGACAACAACGAGAAUGUGAUAAGAACGUACCGCGAGUACACCCAAUCGGACAAUAAGAAAAAGCUUGGCGUUUCCAUUGCGGACAGGCAUUCGUUUUUCCUCGAGCUGCCCCAGGAACGAAUCGACGAGGCCCGCCAGCUCCUGCUGAAUGAGAAUGAAACGGUGCGCGAAAAGUGUUACAAGAUUGCAACGGCGCUCGGGCUGAAGGCUAAAAUCACGAUCGCCAACAGCAAUAUGCAAACGAUCAAGGGCAGCACCAUGAGUACCUUCGAAUUGGUAAACCCGGACUAUGACUGCUUCAUCUUCGGCGAGGGCGAAUUAUUCUACAGCAAUGUGGUUGAUUAUUUUGUUCGAAUGCUCAAUUGUAAGUAAGAGCAUACCGACCGAGACGAGACUUGAUUGCCCGAUCCAUAGCUAUUCUAGUCGAACGCACUCCGAUGGAGAUUCAAUGCCAAAGCUGUCCAAAUUGUGCAUCAUGCGACUAACGGUCACUGUGCAGGCAAAUGGUAUUGCUCCGCUCCUGUCGAUACUCAACUCCUCUCAUGUACAGUCCUCACUCGAGAUUGAUGCGUCAGACUCCUAAGGGAGGCGAAACAGCGAAGACUACUUGGAUGUCCCUUAUUGUGAGGCAGGGAGCGAUGCGGAGAUAUGGCAUUCUCCUAAGCACGCGUGUUGUACGCUCCAAACCACAAACCUACGUACACACACACACACCAUCCGGUAUGAAAGUGUCUUCAAACGCUGUGCCCCCUUAACAAUCGGAGUCCGCACUCUCGUAAACAUAAACUGAGAUGGAACUAGUGAUAGUUGGAACCCGUCUGCGAUAUUGUUGCAGUCAUUCGAAGCUGCCUGAAGCCAUCGAAGCCCCGUUAGUUAUAACGGUUCCGAUGGUUUCAGGUUGGUCCGAACGGCUCCAACAGCACCGACGGUUGUGACGGUACGAUUUCAAACCCCUAUCACUAGACGAAACGACAGUGUGUAGCGCGUAAGCCGAACUCGAACUCGAGUUCUGAGAGUGUUAAUGGAUAAUGUUUCGUUUGGAGUAAACAGAAUGAAUAUAUAUUUUUAAUUAUAUUUUUUCUGUAACUUCUAGGCGCUGUGUUCUGAAAGCAAUCUCAUGUUUGCUGACGCACCGAUGGAACAGUUGCGAUUUAUUAACAUGGACGGCAUAUCGCAAAUCAUUUCCGGCGAGCUGAAGCGCAACACAAAC